GACAUCCUAACCCGUUUGAAUGGAAGUCCUUCCAACACAUCUGCUGUCAACUCCAAGAAGAGGAGGAGAGAUGCCGAGGAGGAGGAGCCUACACAGAACCGAGUGAGUGAAGAGUGGAAAAAGAAGAAGAAGAAGAAGCGACAGAACGAGGAGAGUCAGGAGGCCGAUUCCAACCAGGCUGCGGUUGAAGAGAGGAGCAAAGAAGACAAGAAGAAACAGAAGAAGAAAAAGGAGGAGAAGAAGCAGGUGGUGACCAAAACCACUGCCUCAUCCACAGGACCCUCUCCCACCUUGUCCACAGGACCCUCUCCCACCGUAGCCAAAGCGGACAAAAACACCAAGAAGGCUCCAGCUGCCACAGCAGUAUCUGUUAACGGUAAAGCCACAGCAAAGACCCAGAAUGGGGAAACAGACUCCUGUUCUGAUUCCAGUGGCAGCAGUAGUGAGGAGGAAGCCCCAAGUAAAAACCCCACACAGAAACGACCCCCCAAAUCACCCUCUGCUACCGCUACACACCCUGUCGCAUCUAAAGCCACCCCAAAAGUCACCCCUAUAGUCAAACCCCCAACCCCCAAUAGGAAACCACGCCCACCUCCCUCGUCAUCCGAUUCGGACUCAGACUCAUCGGAUGACGAUGCCUCUAGCAAAGCCACCACAGGCAAACCUCUGGUUAAAAACCAAACUCCUCUAUCCAAGCCUGCUGCCACUCCUCCUACUACCACAGGCUCCGACGCUGGUCCUAGGGACAAAACCACCCCCCCCGAGCCCAGACCCAGCCUCCCUUCCUCAGGUCCCACCAACUCUGUAUCCCCUGGCCAGAGAGCUAAAGCUCCAGGGCCAGGCUCAGCCCCAGCAGUACAGAAGGCCCACAGGAGGCCUGAGAGCUCAGACUCUAGUGGUGGUAGUAGUAGUAGUGAGGAGGAGAUUCAGCUGGUUAUCAAACGGCCAGGCCUGGGGAUGGGGACGGUCCCUGCUAUGGCAGCAGACCCCACCUGGAGAGGCCGAGGCAGGGGAAGCCCUAGGGGUGCGGAGAGGGGUGGGGGUAGAGGGGAUAGGGGUUGGGGUAGAGGGGAUCGAGGCCAGGGUUGGGGUGGUGCUGGAGGUGGAGGCAGGGGGGGUAGAGGUGGGGAGUGGGACAGGGGUCCUCCUGGUGGGGGUAGAGGAGGGAGAGGGGAAGAUAGAGGGGCAGGAGGAGAUCAUGCAGGGUUUUAUUUCAACUAUGAAGGUGGACAGCGACAGCAGAAUCAUCAUCAGCAGCUACCAUCGUACCAGAACGACUCCCUGAUUAACAACACUGUGGUGCUACCUUCAUACCAGAACGACUCCCUGAUUAACAACUCUGUGGUGUUCCAGGUAAGUCAACUGAUUACUAGACGGUAUUCCAGGGUUGGUCAAUUCAAGUAAUUUAGAUAGCAUUUUUUUCCUAAUUGAAAAGCACAUAACUGGAAUUGGAAUUUCUGUUUACUUCUUGAAUUGACUAAAUUGAAAUGGACUUGACCCCAACCCUGUGGCAUUCUGUAACCUACUUCUGUUGCUGCUGGAAUGAAGAUGUGGGAGGUAUAAUAUUUAUAGGUGUGUGUGUGUGUGUUGUAGAACCCAUCAGAGAGUGUCACCAGGAGGGACUACAGUGAGAUGCCCCUCCUAGCUGCUCCCCCUCAGGUGGGACAGAAGAUCGCCUUCAAGGUAACAUACCACUUAUAGACCAGCCUUCAAGGUAACAUACCACUUAUAGACCAGCCUUCAAGGUAACAUACCACUUAUAGACCAGCCUUCAAGGUAACAUACCACUUAUAGACAUUCAAGGUAACUCACCACUCAGACCGACCUUCAAGGUAACUCACCACUUAUAGACCUUCAAGGUAACUCACCACUCAGACCGACCUUCAAGGUAACUCACCACUCAGACCGACCUUCAAGGUAACUCACCACUCAGACCGACCUUCAAGGUAACUCACCACUCAGACCGACCUUCAAGGUAACUCACCACUCAGACCGACCUUCAAGGUAACUCACCACUCAGACCGACCGUGCUGCUGGUGGAUAUGGAACAGUUCCAUACUCACCACACAGCUCAGUCUGAUAAAGUCGGUUCAAAUGGAAGCAAUGCAUUCACUCAUUUCAUGUCUUUAUUUAGCCAGGGUGGUCCACUCAGUAACACUUGCCGCUGUUUCCCAGUGGUUGAAAUGGAAGCAACCGUAUGUACUAGUAGAAAAAAUAGCAUAGUUAGGGUAUAGAGUCACUCCAUUCAGACGCUGGAGUUUUUCCUGCUUGGGUCAUGUGGUCAAGAAAAACUCCUAGCGGUACUAAUUCAGUAGACUCAAUGGACGAGGUGGGAAACAGUUAAAGACGCUGGUAAUGUAAGUCCCUCCAUUUUCCAUGCUAAUAAAGCCUCUUUAAUUAAAAUAGAAGAACAGUGAGAGAUUACUGUACAGCUGCGUUGCUAAGGUGCUGCACGCCUCCAUGUAACUCAUUAUCACUCCAGUGUGUGUGUGUGUUCACAGCUGCUGGAGCUGACAGAGAACUACACACCAGAGGUGUCUGAGUAUAAAGUGAGUAAAAAUAGCAGAAAGACUACUCCUUUUCUCUCUUCAGUGUCUGGUGUAACUGGUUCUUUUCUACCAGUAUGUGGACAGCGCUUUUUUCUCAAGUUAUGUCCUGAACUAGGACUAAAUACAUGUGGUAAGAAAUGUUUAUAUGCUACAGUAAAAAUAUAUAUAAUCUGUUUCAUUUGGGUAAUGUCUUUUCUCACUAUUUGUCUUUCAGGAGGGGAAGAUCAUUCAUUUUGACCACAGCACAAAACAGAUUGAGCUAGAGCUGCUCUCUGCUUAUCAAGGUAAGGCCAAACAGAUGGCUGUUCUCUGCUUAUCAAGGUAAGGCCAAACAGAUGGCUGUUCUCUGCUUAUCAAGGUAAGGCCAAACAGAUGGCUGUUCUCUGCUUAUCAAGGUAAGGCCAAACAGAUGGCUGUUGUCUGCUUAUCAAGGUAAGGCCAAACAGAUGGCUGUUCUCUGCUUAUCAAGGUAAGGCCAAACAGAUGGCUGUUGUCUGCUUAUCAAGGUAAGGCCAAACUGAUGGCUGCUCUCUGCUUAUCAAGGUGGUCUCCUGAGUGGCGCAGUGGUCUAAGGCACUGCAUCGCAGUGCUGACUGUGCCACUAGAGAUCCUGUUUCGAAUCCAGGCUCUGUCGCAGCCGGCCGCGACCGGGAGACUCAUGGGCGGCGCACAAUUGGCCCAGCGUCGUCCAGGGUAGGGGAGGGAAUGGCCGGCAGGGAUGUAGCUCAGUUGAUAGAGCAUGGCGUUUGCAACGCCAGGGUUGUGGGUUCGAUUCCCACGGGGGGCCAGUAUAAAAAAAGAUAUAUGUAUUCACUAACUGUAAGUCGCUCUGGAUAAGAGCGUCUGCUAAAUGGUUCCAUUGUUGAAUCCAUGGCAAGUCUACCAGUGCUCACUUUGGGAGAAAGGUGGAGAAUGGUGAUUCAGCCCAUGUUUCCCCCCAGCCAUCUGAAGACACCUGGCACUACCGGUCAGUGAUGGACCUUACUAAGAUGGACCACCCUAACAUGUCUGUCUGUCCCACAGCUCCGGUGGAGCCGGGGAGGUUUGACCUGGUGUAUCAGAACGCUGACGGAUCAGAGAGUGUGGAAUACGCUGUGUCCCGUGGCUCC
Molecule: messenger RNA, 3658 nt
Organism: Coregonus sp. 'balchen'
Lineage: Eukaryota; Metazoa; Chordata; Actinopteri; Salmoniformes; Salmonidae
Source: the annotation of a GenBank genome assembly